CCGCCCCACGCUCCCUGACUUCCGGCUACAGGCCUGAGCUCGCGCGUGCUCCUGGGGAGCCAGGCGUGGUGUUCCGCACGCAAGUCUGCACGCGGCGGAAAGAAAUGGAGGACUCCGCUUCAACACCCCCCGCAGCCUCAACCGCAACCCCAGCCUCAACCGCAACUCCAGCCUCGACCUCAGCAACCCCGGACGCACUAGGGCAGCUGGAUGAAGAGCAGACCAGAAAGGCAGUGAAAACUCUGUUGGCGCAUUCCAGAUCCAGGAAAAACGCGAAUGGAUUGCUUUUGAAUGAGAAUGAAAAUUUCUUUUUAAUGGUGGUAUUAUGGAAAAUUCCAAGUAAAGAACUGAGGGCCAGAUUGCCCUUGCCUCAUGGUAUUCGAUCAGAUUUAGCAGAUGUCUGUUUGUUUACUAAGGACGAACCCAAUGUAACUCCUGAAAAGACGGAACGUUUUUAUAAGAAGCUUCUAAACAAGCAUGGAAUAAAAACCAUUUCUCAGAUUAUCCCCCUCCGAACUUUAAAAAAGGAGUAUAAAUCCUAUGAGGCCAAGCUCCGCCUCCUGGGUAGUUUCGACUUGUUCCUUUCUGAUGCAAGAAUCCGGCGGCUCUUACCCUCACACCUCGGGAGACAUUUCUAUAAGAGAAAGAAAGUUCCAAUACCUGUCAAUCUGAAAGCCAAGAAUCUUUCCCAAGAAAUCAACUCCUCAAUAGGUGGAACUGUCUUAAACAUCUCUAAAAGUGGUUCUUGCAGGGAUGGUCUUGCUCUUGGCCAGAAGACUGAUACUGUAGGAGGGAGGAGAGCUCUUUGUCUUAGAGGUGGCAGCUGGGUCAGGGCCGUGGAACUCUUAAGACAGCAAAGCAAGCAACCCUUCCAGGAAUCAUUCCUUUCAAAACAGUCACUACCAGAGGUAAUUGUCCUCAGAAAAGCUGUGGGCUCAUUCCUGGACCUGUUUUCCCUUUUUAGCACUAUCCGCAUCGGUCACACUGGAAUGCAGGUUCAGCACAUCACCGAAAACAUUCUCGCUGUUACGAAAAAGCUUUCGCAGAAAUUGCCAGAGAAGUGGGAGAGUGUGAAACUCUUGUAUGUGAAAACUGAGAGAUCAGUUGCCCUUCCUAUCUUUUCUUCAUUUGUCAGCAGUUGGGAUGAAGCUAAAGGAGUGAGCAUUUCUAGUCUGAAGAAACAAGAAGCAAAGAAAAUAUUAAAACUAAAAGAAAAAACGAGACGAAAGGAGAAGAAAAACAGAAAGCCUAUGAAACGGGGUAGAAAGUCUAUACCAGCCCUACCUACAGAGGAGACGGCCUCUAAAACUUGUGGUUCUCCAGUGAAGGACCCUGGACCCCAGAAGAAAGAGACCCCUAAGCCUGAGAAGAAAGAGACCUGCAGAAUAAAAACCGAAAAUAAAGUGCAAGUUGAAUCUGAAGAAGAAAUCCCAUUGCUAGUCCCAAUAGGAGAAACUCCUGCCAAAGAAAAUGUAGAGGUAUGUUUGCUAAUGUUUAAUAUUCACAGUGGAUUGAUUUAGUGGCCACUGUGUGUCCUACAGGCAUUGCUGAGUGGUGAAUGUAAGAUGGGAGGCACUGUUUUUAGGGAAACC
Messenger RNA from Myotis davidii, 1592 nucleotides. RefSeq names its product ribosomal L1 domain containing 1 (gene RSL1D1). Gene Ontology annotation, cellular component: 90S preribosome. NCBI's taxonomy places the organism in Eukaryota, Metazoa, Chordata, Mammalia, Chiroptera, Vespertilionidae. Bases 105 to 1520 code for a protein of 471 amino acids. The record is from RefSeq and is a predicted model, not a curated record. The transcript has 9 exons.